AAAAAAACCGCAACCCCCCCUCGAGGCGGAACCCUAGCAGCAGCACCACGCCGCCAGCGGCAGCCAUGGCGACUGACGCCGACCUCGCCUCUCUCGACGCCCCCGCCUCUUCCGCCGCUCGCUUCCACCCCAAGGUAAGGGGCAAGGCCAAGGCGAAGCCGAAGCCGAAGACAAAGCCCAAGCCCAAGUCCGGAGCGGAGGGUGGCGUGGAUGCGAUGGAGACGGACAGGGUGAGUGCCGGCGAGGGCGCGGAUCUUGAGGGCGAGGACUUCGUGGUGCGGGAGAUGGACGUGUAUUUCACGCCCAGGCCCUUCGGCAAGGACACCAAGCUCUACAUCGCGCAGUACCCACAGAGGCCAUGCUGGCGUCCCUACGAGCUCGGUGAAGCGUGCAAGGAGGUUCGCGUGAGGCCAGAGAGCUCAGAGGUUGAAGUGGAUCUGGAGAUCGAUACAGAGAGUGGCAACUACGACCAAGAGGUUUCUGCAUCUCCGAGGCUGACAGAGCAGACCUUAUCAUCAUCGGAGGCAGCGGCUGAUGUGGCCGGUUAUGCCGUCGGGGUUCUUCGAGGCGGCUUGCUUCAUCUGAAUCGUCUUGAUGCGGUUCUGCAGCUGCGACCAUCAAUGUCGCAUCUGAUUUCUGGUCCAUCACAUACCACCAGGCAGCCUUUACAAGAGGUGGAAACAAAUGGCCUGAAGGUUCCAUCAGUUAAGGGAGAUGAGCGCUCAGAGGGUUCCAACAAGGACUCAAUUAAAGAACCUGAGCCAUGGAUUUCGCUCACUUACGAACCAGCCGGGAGUGAUGUUGCAAGCAGGUACUAUGCUGAGAUGAUGGCAAAUGAGGGCAGGCCCAUCAUGGAUUUCACAAUGAGCACACAAGAUUAUGCAAUGUCAUUGUGUCCUGGAGGGCCGACAGGCAGCAAGCGUACUAACAGAUGCGAGGUGUUACGGGAGAUGCUUUCACUGCCACUGGAAGUGCGCCUGAAGAAAUGGUUUACUGAGGUGUCACAAGUGAACCGAUUUGAUGCUCUGAUGCAUCUUGCUCCAGACUGUUCGGAGGAAGACCUUCUGAAAAUUCUUCCAGUGUAUGCAGAUUUGGUGCGUGGUUUAUGGGUCUGCAAAAGCUCUUUGCUGUAUGAUGAUGGGCAUGCUUCCAAAAGGGAUAGAAUUCUGCUCGGAUUUACAAAAGGGGAGUCCAUACCUGUGAAAUAUGUAGACAGACUGAUCAGAGAUGAGCGAACGAGGAACAUGAUAUUGAAUCCACUGGGUAAAAGAAGGGAGAAGCUUAAUGAUUACAAGUUUAUAGUACCAGCAGAUUCAUCCUUCAUAAGACGUUAUUCCCAUAUAGUUAAGGAGCAGGAAAAUGCUUGGUCAGUCCGCCUAAGAGCCUGAAGAAAUGGCUUACGAAUGCAAGCUAUGUUACACUAUCCGAAGAGCGGCUACCGUUUUUAUCUUGUUAUAUUAGAGUCUUAGUGCAGUGGUACUAGAUUGCAACCUGAGGUCAUCCUGUUGCUACUUGUUGUAGUCAUUUUCCAACAGUAAGAAGUAGGUUUUCUUCAGAAAUGAGUAGCGUGUGCUCUUUUGGUCGGUGGACGGUAUUCUUGCAGAUAUAUUACAAUUUGUGUUGGAUACAACUUGAAACCUCAUUUCCUUGAACAAUUUAUAUUUGCCCUUC
Messenger RNA from Aegilops tauschii subsp. strangulata, 1671 nucleotides. RefSeq lists its product as uncharacterized. Gene Ontology annotation, cellular component: RNA polymerase III complex; nucleus. Lineage: Eukaryota; Viridiplantae; Streptophyta; Magnoliopsida; Poales; Poaceae. The record is from RefSeq and is a predicted model, not a curated record. Gene Ontology annotation, biological process: tRNA transcription by RNA polymerase III.